This is a messenger RNA of Trichomonas vaginalis G3, 402 nucleotides long. Its product is annotated as His-Me finger endonucleases family. The transcript has a single exon. The record is from RefSeq and is a predicted model, not a curated record. Lineage: Eukaryota; Parabasalia; Trichomonadida; Trichomonadidae. Bases 1 to 402 code for a protein of 133 amino acids.
AUGUACGCUGAGUUUGUUGGAGAAGACCGUUGGGAAACUUGUUUGUUAGAUGAGAAAUAUGAAAUUCACUGUUGUGAGUCAUUUGAAGUCAGAAACAAAAAGACAAAAAGAGUUUUAAGCGAAUGGGAGCGAAAUGACGGAUAUGCUAUUAUGAAGAUGGGUGGAAAACACUAUCUUAAACAUGUUGUCAUUGCAACUCAUUUUAUACUGAAUCCUAACAAUUUACCUUUUGUAGACCAUAUAAACCAUAUAAGAAACGACAAUAGACUUGAAAACUUACGUUGGGUCACUCGUUCUGAAAACAAUAAGAACAAAGGCAAAUUUGGAGAUAUUGUAUUCGAAUUUGUCGACGAACUAGAAGAUGAAACAAUUGAAAUUACAGACUAUGGCAUACCAUUUUAA